Rubroshorea leprosula is the source of this 601-nucleotide messenger RNA. The record is from the annotation of a GenBank genome assembly. Lineage: Eukaryota; Viridiplantae; Streptophyta; Magnoliopsida; Malvales; Dipterocarpaceae.
AACCCUUACUUUUAACAAAAUUACAAAAUCAUCAUGCCCCAAAUUAGAAAACCCUCGAGCUGGACGACUCCUCCGGUCCUCCCAAGUCCCAACCGAAGUUCUCUGCCUCUCUGGUCUCUACCCUCACCUACACCGCCGGCGCUCCCCUCCCUCUCUGCUGUGUACGAUCGCCGACGUUGCUCUGUUGCUCUCUGCUUUCUGCAGCUGUUGAUCUGCAGCCCUCACCGAACCUGCUCUCUGCCUUCUGCUAAUGCACUCUCGCCGGAGCUGCUCUCUGCUCUCACCGAAUCGAAGCUGCUAUCUGCCUUCUGCUGAUCUGCUUUCUGCUCUCUGCCUUCUGGUGAUUUUCUCUCACCGGAGCUGCUCUGCUUUAUGCUGAUCUACUCUCACAGGAGUUGCUCUCUGCGUCUGCUGUGCUGUCUGCGGAUCUGCUCUCAUCGGAAGUUCGGAACUGCUUUCUGCUGAUACUUUCUUUCACUUCAGUUCAUCGACCCUGCUUUCUGCUGUUCUGCUCCACCGGCGCUUGUCUCUGCUCUCACCGACGCCGGUCACCUUCCGUCUGUAUUAUUUGCUUGCUUACUAAUUAAAUUUUUAUCCAUAA